UUUAGUCGUAUUUAUUUGGUUGGAGCGUACAGCAAGCGAUAAGGCGGCCACAAUCGAAACGGGCGAGCGUACAGCGCGUUAAAGUGUUAGCACACUCGAGCCGAGCCGAAAUGUACUAGGCCAUAAUUUGAAACACAAGAACCCAAAAGAAAUUGCAAAUAUUUAGUGUGGAUUUUCAAAAGACUUUACUAUAUAUUUUAUGAAAUUUUCAACGAAAAAGUUUUAAAAACGGGCAAAUUGUAAUUUGCAAAGAUUUUAUAGUUUUAAAUUUGGUUUGUUAAAUUUCUCAAACAUUUGUUUUUGUAUCACUUCCACUUUUAAUCAAUUACUACGUAAUAAUGAAUGUAAAAUUGCUCUUGAUUUGCCUUGGGGUGUUCAUGUUAAGCUGUCAAGUGUGCGAUGGUCGACGUGGACGUGGCCGAGGACGCACCAAAUCGAGAGUACAAAUAGGAUUACCUAUAACAGGCAAAUAUCGUGAUCCCGAAUCGGAUCAGUAUUACAACAAUAACAAUGGUGCUAAAAUUCUGCAAGCCUCACAUUUCGAUUAUGAAUACGUGUUGGGCCAUAAAAUCGCUUUCCUUUGCAUAGCCAAAGGUAAUCCACGUCCGCACAUCACCUGGUACAAGGAUGGUACGGAGAUUUUCCAACACCUCUACAUGCAUGUGCAUGAGUGGCGUAUUGGCGAAGAUAAAGUCAAGUCGAAGAUCGAGAUCGACCCUGCCACACAAAUGGAUGCCGGUCUCUAUGAAUGCACCGCUGAUAAUAUGUACUCAAUUGAUCGACGCAGUUUUAAGACAGAUUUCUCUAUUGCUUUCGAUUAGUAUGAAAGUGUUUUUCUUUUCUAUUAUAAAAUAUAGUAUUUUUCACAAGUAGUAUAAAAAUUUAGUAUAGCUAAAUUAGUACGUAUGGAUUUUGUGCAAUUUAAAAAAAAAUAUAUAUAGUAACAACUUUAAGUAAAAAAAA
Messenger RNA from Anastrepha ludens (Mexican fruit fly), 963 nucleotides. Its product is annotated as immunoglobulin domain-containing protein oig-4. Lineage: Eukaryota; Metazoa; Arthropoda; Insecta; Diptera; Tephritidae. The record is from RefSeq and is a predicted model, not a curated record. Bases 339 to 821 code for a protein of 160 amino acids. The transcript has 4 exons.